AUGCUCCACUUACAGGGUCCACAGAUGCUGCAGAUGCUAGAAAAAUACUUAAGGAAGAGCCUCCCGGAGUCCUUAAAGGUUUAUGGGACCACCUUCCACAUGAACCAGGGAAACACUUUCAAGCUAAAGGCUCUGGUGGACAAGUGGCCUGAUUUUAAUACAGUGGUUAUCCGCCCUCAGGAGCAGGAGAUGACAGAUGACCUUGAUCCCUACACCAAUACUUACCAAGUCUACUCCAAGGACCCUAAGAAAUGUCAGGAAUUCCUUGGUUUGCCAGAAGUCAUCAACUGGAAGCAACAUUUGCAGAUUCAAAGUUCACAGUCCAGCCUGGAUGAUGUGAUAAAAAAUCUUGCAGCUAUUAAAUUGGGCAAGGUGAAGCGAACACAGUGCUUUCUCUAUAUGGUCUCUGAGACAGCAAAGAAAUUGGCUACUUCCUUUCUGGAUGCAAAAAACGUAUCACCCAAUGGUGAUAAAUACAAGUCCAUCCAUCAAAAGGUAUUGAAACUCUCAUCCCUGGAUCCUACCCACGCUGCCUUGGUGAAUAAAUUCUGGCAUUUUGGCGGCAAUGAGAGGAGCCAGCGAUUCAUCGAGCGCUGUAUCCGGGCCUUCCCCACCUUCUGCCUGCUGGGGCCUGAGGGGACUCCUGUGUCCUGGGCCCUGAUGGACCAGACAGGAGAGCUGCGGAUGGCAGGCACCAUACCUGAGUACCGGGCCCAGGGCCUCAUCACCUACCUCACCUAUGUCCAGGUUCAGGCUCUAGACAAACUUGGCUUCCCCAUGUAUUCCCAUGUAGACAGGGCCAAUCACAUCAUGCAAAAACUGAACUUCAACCUGCAGAAUAUCUCUGUGCCCUGUGACUGGAACCAGUGGAACUUUGUGCCUCUGUGA
This is a messenger RNA of Physeter macrocephalus (sperm whale), 888 nucleotides long. RefSeq names its product glycine N-acyltransferase-like. Lineage: Eukaryota; Metazoa; Chordata; Mammalia; Artiodactyla; Physeteridae. The transcript is spliced from 5 exons. Gene Ontology annotation, molecular function: glycine N-acyltransferase activity. Bases 1 to 888 code for a protein of 295 amino acids. Gene Ontology annotation, cellular component: mitochondrion. The record is from RefSeq and is a predicted model, not a curated record.